AUGGCCUUGUGGGCCAAAGUUAAACAGACCGCUGGGGAGGUUUACUUUGACCCACAAAUUGGAGGAUCCCUGUUUGGUUGCCUGGGAUUUGCAGCCAUUUGUGUCAUAAUGCCUGGGUUCCAGUGUCCAUGGAGACGCCAGAGAAUUCCAGUGCAAUGCUUCAGAAGCAAAGCAGUUAAGGCAGUUGAGACGAAGCAGAUUCAGCUGAAGCAGCUUCAGAAGCAGGUUCAGGAGAAGCGGGUUCAGCAGAAGCAGGUACAGGAGAGCUAGGAGGAUGGUAUGCAUCAUAAAUACAUCACCCCAGACCUAAAGGGGGAAAAAGGCAGAUUCAUUUUCGCUAAAGGGACACUAGAUGGCAAAAUUAAACAAUCGGCUCCAUAUAUGCCCCAAACACAAAACAACUAGAAUUCUUCUAGAAGACACUAAACUAGUUCCUCUCCUUCUCUGAAGGGGAAGCAAUCCUAGGAGGUGACCUCAACCUAAAUAUGAGAGGCAUAUCCCUGAAAAACAUCCACCUUACAACCCCAUGGGCAACCUUCCUCCAAAGGAAACCCCCAACAACUAGGGACUCUUACAAGUUACUAAAAAUGUUAAAAAACUGGUCUUUACGACAUUUGGGGUGAGCAAAACCCGUGAGACACCAGCUAUACAUUCCAAUCCGGAUGCCAUGGUACAGUGUCCAGACUGGACAGCAUUCUGUUCACACAGGGUCUGAUCCCCUCAGUGGAAUCAACAAACAUAGGUAACAUAAAAAUCACAGAUCACACCCCAGUAGAAGUCACUGUUAAAAUAGAAGAGGGAACACAAACCAGCCCAUCAUGGUCCUUCUGUCCCAUCCUAACCACAAACAAAUAAAUUAGAGUCUCACAAAAACUCUCCAAAACUCCUUCAAGGAAAAUAAUGUAGACAAUAUAACAACCCCCCUCCUAUUGGACGCAAUGAAAGCGGUCACCAGAGGAGCUUGCAUAAAAGAGAAAGUUUUCCUUAAAAAACAAACCACCUCAAAAAUUAGCAAAAUACAACAAGACAUCACUGCCCUCUCAUCACGCUACAAAUAAACAGGAGCUAAAAAACUCCUUCAACUUAUACAGUGGUGCCCCGCAAGACGAAUGCCUCGCAAGACGGAAAAACCGCUAGACGAAAGGGUUUUCCGUUUUGAAGUUGCUUCGCAGGACGAAUUCCCCUAUGGGCUUGCUUCGCAAGACGAAAAUAUCUUGCGAGUCUUGAGAUUUUUUUUCCCGCUUUCCCCCCCCCUUUAUCUAAUCUGCUAAGCCUUUAAUAGCCUUUAAUAGCCUUUUAGCAGCUAAUCCCCUAAGCCUUUAAGCCUUUAAUAGCCGCUAAACCGCUAAUAGCGCUAAUAGCGCUAAUCUGUCAAUGGGCUUGCUUCGCAAGACGAAAAAACCGCUAGACGAAGACUCUCGCGGAACGGAUUAAUUUCGUCUUGCGAGGCACCACUGUAGAACAAAAAAGAGAGACCUAGACUCCCCAGAAAUCAACAAAACAAUGAUCAUUUUUUUUUUUUAUAAUUGAUAUUUAUUAAGUUUUCAAAGAGUAACAACGAAAAUUUCCAAAAAAAUUUAAAAAUACAGAAAUAACAAAAGUAAUACAAAAAUAUUGAAGAAAAAGAAAAGAAAACCCAGCCGCAAAAAAGAAAAAAAAGAAAAACAGAAAAACAGAAAUAUAUAGUUCUUUACGAUCUCCAUUAACUUCCUUUCUAGACUUCCUCCUCCUCCCCUCUCUUGUUUCUUAGUUUUUAAUUUUCACAGCAAAUCCUUUCUGUUUUUUUCAUAACAAUCUAUCAUUACGUUUCCUUAUUCUAUUUUCCCUCUUGUCAUAUAAAAACUUUAAUUCAAUAUUCAAUAUUUAGCAAAUUCUUACAUCAUUACCUUUUUACAAAUCAUUUACCAAUCCUUACUUAAGCCAUAUAAUUUCAUUCAACACCCUUCAAACAUUUAUAAACAUUCCCAAUAUUAAAAAUAAGAAAGAAAAAUAAUAAGUCAGAUUCAGUCCAGUCAGCUUCCAGCCUCCCUCCCCUGGACCCGAGAUUGUCAGUCCUUUUAACCUCAAUAAUCCGGCUCCUUAACCUGGUUGUCUCGUAUCCGAGGCCCUCAAGUCUCUUUCUUGCCCCUUUCGCCACUCUUGUUGAUAUUUCCCUUUCAGUCGUGGAGACUCCAGCAAGAAGAUGCUUUUGACUCUUUGCAGCAAGUCCAUCCCAGACCCAUUACCCAAGCCAGACAGCAGAUAAUACCAGUUCCAUUUUCCACAGAGCUUGGAGACUUCGACUACUCCAAUCUUCUGAUGGCCCAUCACUAGACUCGGAAAGUCCAAAUAACCAUAUAGAGGGGUGUCAAUCCAUCCCACCAAUUCCAAAUCUGGCCACAUUUCAUCUUUCCGAAUCAGGUUUGCCCCAAGUUCAUUUAUCAAGUUCAAAGGCUGAUCUUGCCCAUCCAAAGAUCCCUCCAUCUCUGAAGCCUCCGUCGCUACAGCAGGUUCAUAUACUUGUAUAGACUUUAACUGAAUUUCAUUUGUUUGCUGCUGUGCUCUGGUAACUUCCAUCAUCAAGGUCGACUCCUGACGCAUCUGGUCCAGCUGGGCACUUAAUUUUGCAAAACCUUCCAGGAACACUUGUUCAAGCCUUUGUACAAGCAUUGUCCUUCAAGGUCAAAGAAAAUUCUUUCCCACGAGAAUAGCCCUUCUUUUUAAACUCUCUGCAUUGCAAUUUCACUCAGUUCCACUAGAUGGAACAAUCUUACUUUUGCAACAAUCUUACUUUUUCCAGAAACACUUUAUCCAAAAUUCCCCCCUUCCAAAUUCAAGAGGCAACAGUAGAGUCAAAAUGUUACCCUUCUUUUAACUAUCUGUCGAGCUGGAUAAGCUUCAAAACGUCAGUUCUGACAGCCCGCUCCUGGUUCAGGGCGGUGGAAAAUUACUUUAUUUUAAACUCACUUCCGCAGGAUUGAAAAGACCAAAACAACCCCCUUCUUCUCCUGCAGUCAAAGGGGGGUUCAGAAAUCUUAGAUGUUGAAUUUUAGUUCUCUCAGAAUUUAAUUUUCAAGCUUUAGUAUAAUUUGUCUUUGCUUUCUUCACGUAACAAAAGAACGGAAGGCUGACUUCCUGUUUAGACCUUUCCGUUCCGAGCCCCAAUUAAAUUCAAUUUCAAGUCCAAAUCCAAUGCUAUUUAUUUAUUCUCCAAUCUUAAAAGUAGUUCAGCUCUUCCAAGAUCAGGUACUCACGGAUAGAUGUUUUAGAUGCCAAAUUGUCCAGGAAGAAGGCAGCGCUCUCCGAAACGGCAGUGCGGCUUUGCUGCACGGAGGAAGCAGUCGACUCACAGCACCACGCACCUCCCACUCCGGAGCCCGUUGCCGGGCUCCUGUACAAGGGGAGAGAGCGCUCUCGGUGCCCGCCGAGUCCCACGUCCACAGGCUUCUUCCGCCUGUGGUUUUAAAGGGUCCCCGCUGCGCCGUAGCGGCAGGACCCAAGCCUCCGUGCAGCGGGUUCCCUUCAGUUCGAAGGGAAUUCCGCCAUUUUCCGGAGGCGCCACCCCGGAAGUCCCCAACAAAACAAUGAUCAGCAUUAUAUACUCUAAACGACGCUUCUAUGAAUACAGAGGGGGAAACUCCAGAAUACAGUGGUACCUUUGGAUGCGAACAGGAUUCGUUCCGGAGCCCCGUUCGCAUCCUGAAGCGAACGCAACCUGCGUCUGCACGUGUACAUGCCGCGAUUUGCUGCUUCCGCGCAUGCGCGUGACAUCAUUUUGAGCGUCUGCGCGAGCGGCGAAUCCUGGAAGUAACGUGCUCCGUUACUUCCAGGUCGCCGCAGAGCACAACCCGAAAAUAUUCUGUCCGAAGCUACUUCAACCCGAGGUAUGACAGUACUAGAUGUAGGAAGAAAGCACUCAAAACAAGAAUACACUGCAACACCAAAAAAGAUGGCAACAUAACAUUCUCCCCCAAAGAAAUAACCUCAGAAUUUGCAGAAUUUUGCUCCAACCUAUACACCUCUCAUAACCUACCUGAAGAGGAAAUCAGAAAAUUUCUAGCAGGACUGACCAUGCCUAUCUUAACUGAAGAGGAACAAGAAUUCAUGGACAGUCCUAUCACCCCAGAGGAAAUAGUUAUGGUCCUCAAAAACUUGAAACCACACAAAGCCCCAGGCCCAGAUGGCUUCACAGCAGAAUUGUAUAGGAAAUUCAAAGAACCCCUGAUGCCCUACAUGACCCGCCUAUUCAAUGACAUCAUGAAAGGUGGCCCAUCCCCAAACCUGGACCCACUCCAAAAUAGUCUCCAUCCCAAAACCAAUAAAAGAGGAAAAAAUACAGCAAACCAGAAAAUACAGCAGAUACAGCAAACAAGACAUCAAAAAAGUUUUGAGGCAACAAGAAAUAAGAUUAAUAUUUUUGUUCAAAACAUUACAGCUGGUGGGAUUUAAUUCUGAAUUUGAUCUCUCUGUGUUUAUUUGACCAUAGUUAUGGGCACUGAUAUCUGUAUGUGAAACACAUGUGAUGUAAGUAUUGUCAGCAUCUACCUCAUCCUUUCCUUCAUCCUCUCCUAUACCUCCUCAUUUUUCACUAACGUUAAACACCUGUUGAGCAAUCAGUAAUGAAAGAGUGUAUUUAUAUCCAGACCCAAACAGGGUAACCUUGCUAAGCAAAUCACUCUCUAAAUCUUAAGCCAAGAAAUAGUAUUCUCUAUGAAAUGUAAGUAUAUUUGUAUAAUUUUUUGUAGUAAGUCUGAUUUCACGUAUAAUGGAUAUGUAUCUUUGAUUUAAUUGAUUAUUUAGAAGAGCAUUAAGUUAUUUCUGAUAAGAUUUGGUUUUAAUUAUUAUUAGUGAAUAUCAAUAUGCGUAUCAAGGCUUUGAGAUUAGACCACUGAAGAAGCUUGGAAACCUACCUUGGGAGUGUGCUACCUGCAAGCCCCAGUAAAAGGGCCCCAUUGGGGGCGAACAGCAGCCUCUUGAUUACUUGGGCUGCCAGGGCGAAACAGGCGCAAAACGCCGGCACCCUGUCUACAACUUCACUAGCAUCUCUCGGUAUUGUGAAAAACACUGAACUUACCUUUUGUUGGUAUCUUCAUGAUCUUACCUAAAAAGAUAGAAACAAAAGACUGAGUUAAGCACUUGGAAAAUCCAUUGAAAUCACAUAUAAGUUCAUCUUAGGUUGGGCAGUUCGCAAGUCUCUGUGGCUUUGCAUAAGGUUUUGUAUUUUUCUCAGAAAAUUGAUAAAGAAUAUAUAAUCACUUUGAUAAUUAUUGUGUGUAUAUUAGUCGCCAAUGUGUUGCAUGAGUUGUACUACAGUGGUACCUCGGGUUAAGUACUUAAUUUGUUGCAGAGGUCCGUACUUAACCUGAAACUGUUCUUAACCUGAAGCACCACUUUAACUAAUGGGGCCUCCUGCUGCUGCCGCGCCGCCAGAGCCCAAUUUUUGUUCUCAUCCUAAAGCAAAGUUCUUAACCUGAAGCACUAUUUCUGGGUUAGCGGAGUCUGUAACCUGAAGCGUAUGUAACCUGAAGCGUAUGUAACCCGAGGUACCACUGUACUUCUAUCAGCAGCACAGAUUGCAUUUUUCUAGCAAAAGAAUAAUAAUGGCUGAAUGUGCAGUAAUUAAUUAAUAACAGUAUUAAUUUCAACAUUGGGGAGAUAUGAAAAGAAAAGAGAGCCAAAAGAAUAAUAAUGGCUGAAUGUGCAAGGAGGUUUCAGGGACUGACCCUGUCUCUCCCCCCCCCUCCCCCCAACGCUAAGGGAGGACUUAGCUCUUUUCUAGCAUCCUUUGGCUCUAGAUUCUGCCUUCCAUGGCAAGUUUAUCACUUUUGAUCGUGUUUGGCCAGUGGCCACCGAAGACAACACCGCCCCCCAUGGCUCCUCUGGUGAGUGAAUAGCCUCAUUGCACUUUUAUUAUUAGCUGCUAUUUAUUUGCGGGCCCACACACUAAACCAGGGGUCUGCAACCCGCGGCUCCGGAGCCGCAUGUGGCUCUUUUACACCUUUGCCGCGGCUCCGGGGCGGAUACUAGCGAGGGGAGGAGGCGCAUUGUGCGCCCCGACACUCCCCACUGUGGCAGGCGCUGUACUGGCUGUGACGUCGCAUGGGGGCGGGGCGGGCGUUAGUCACGCACCGUCCCGACGUCACCUUCCCGCCCGCCCACUACAUUGUAAGGGGCAUGUACGCUGGUCACUGCAUUGAAAGGGGGCAUGUACGCUGGUCACUGUUUUGAAGGGGAGUGAAGAACACACACACACAAAAAAGGUAACUUGUUAAUUUAACGUUUAUUUCUAUGAGGAGGAGUAAUUCUGAGGGGUCAAACAAAGAAAUAAUAAAAAAGUGACAAAAAAGUUAUUUUUAUAAUGACGAGUUUUGCGGCUCCCAGUUUUUUUUUCUUCGGAAACGGGUCCAAGUGGCUCUUUUUGUCUUAAAGGUUGCAGACCCCUGCACUAAACCCUGUCUGUGGUGCCUACCCUUUUCCCAAAUGAUGAGACAAGAGACCAGAGCAUGGGUUCAAAUUGGCCACAACUUUGAGCUUCAGAAGUGGGGAACUUGGCACAGGCCUUGGCAGGUAACCCUUCUCAGUCCACCUGGCUGAGGACAUGCAGGCAGAUGAGCGCCAGGGAGAGGGGGCUGCAAAGCACCAACUCCCACAGCAUGCCCUUCCACUGACCUCGUCCCGGGAGCUGGACCCACAGCUGAGAAGGCCGCAAAAUGCCUUUUGGGACUGGCGGAGUGCACCAAAAAGAAAAAAGGUUUUGUGGCCUAGCCUGGCGGAGGGGCCAAGCCCCCCCCCAUCCAGGCAAAACACCUAAAGGCCAGUCACUUCCCUCAAUACGGCCGCCAGGAAAGGGUCCUGAUGAUCUUGAUCCUGGAAGUGUAGCCUUAUGAGGCUUUGCCCUCGGGUGGGAAAAAAAUUGCGCCCGGGAAAGGGAAGGGGGAGUCAACAGACACUCAAGGAAUAGUUUCGGAGAAAAGGCUUUUAUUUCUACCAUCCAUGAACUGGUAGAAGGAGCAAGUGUGAUAAGUCACAAAAAGCAUGCACGAGUUCACAAUCAUGUGCACAAGCAUAUAUACCCCUUUCCAGUUCCCUCAGGAGUUCCUCUGAGCAUGAACAGAAAGCUGUCUUGGGACUAUUGUGGACUCUUGGCACCCUUCCCAGGAAAGGGGGGGGGGUGAGAAGCCAAGGGGUUUUCAGCAUGUUCAGAUAUGUUUCAAUCUCUUGUUCUGGCAUGGUUUCCGGACAGAAAGUAAGUUGCAAUGUGGUUCUUUAGCAAGGCCAGAAGACAUGAGAAAGGCCUGAGAAACAAUGGACUGUUCUCUACCUUUGUUACAGCAGAGCGGAAUGUUUCUGAUGCUUAGCUGCUGAGAAAAUGAUUUUGAAAAGUUUUGAGAAGCUUUGAGCCUGCUUUGGUGGGGGGUGUGUGACUUCGGGCCCAGGUGGGGUCACCUGUCCUCACCUUCCUUCAGAAGGAGGAAAACCAAGUGAGGCUUGGGCAAAGGGGUCCGCCUCUUUUCCUUGGCCUUAGCCCCACCCCCUUCUGGCCCAGGGCGGGGCAAAGGCCAGCCCAAGCAGGUGGGAGGCACCUGCCCAGGUGAGCCCCCCCCCCCGCUUGGUGCUGCAAACCCCGCCCACCUGUGGGGGAGGGAGGGUGGAAAUUAUUCAGAAUGGUUUUAGACUGCUCUCUCAUACAAAAAACCAAAACAUACAGUAGAUCAUAAUACACCACAAAAACGUUCACAAGUUUAAACAACUGGACACAGCGGCUGCAGACCCCCCAAGUGUCCCUAUUUUCCAAGGACAUCCCUGAUUUAGAGAAGCCGUCCCAGUUUCUGAUUUGAUCUCUGAAUGUCCCACUUUUCCCUACGAUGUCCCUAUUUUCACUGGAGAAAUGUUGGAGGGUAUGGUAGGAUGUCCCUAUUUUCAUUGGAGAUUUUUUUAAAAUAAUAAUUUUUUAUUAGUUUUCAUUUGCAGACCAAUAAUGGUCUCAUUAUAACAAUACCAAUAUACAAUACAAUUAUUCAUACCAAUCAUUCAAAUAUUCAAUUAUAUAAUUUAGAUAAAGUGGGGCCCCGUGUGCUAGAUUUGAUGGUCUUCUUUAUUCCCCAUUCCAAAAUCUUAUUCAACUAACAUUCUGGUCAUAAUAAUAAUAAUAAUAAUAAUAAUCCCUUAUAAAACAACUGCAAUAUUAAUAAGGUCUAUUUGUGUGUUGACACAUUAAAUGAUUUAUAACAUUGCAAGUGAGGAACUCAAACUAUAUCCUCCUCCUUCCUGGGGAUAGCAAUUAUUCUGUGGUAUUUCUUCCUGUCCUUGUCUUUCUUCCACCCCCCGCACCCCGAUUGUUGCUGUUCUGGGUCGUGCCUUGGGCGAAGCUGAUAUCCCUUUGGUUGGGUGGGUCACCUGCCAUUUUCUGCUGCUCCCCUUUCCUCACCCACCACUGCUUCCAUUUCUUCUCCAGUCAUGCUACUAACUUGUUCAGUGCUCUGCAGCAUAGCCACAUAUGUAUUAUUAUUUUCUUUUAAGCCCUUGAAUUGGCAUAAAACCAGAAAACUGCACAAGCAGUUUAAAAAUAAAAAUACACAAUGACUUUUAAUCUAUGAGGCACCUGCUGAGAAUUAGCCAUUGUCUCCUUUUCUUUUCCAGCUGUGCUCCUAACUAUUUCUGGUGCUCAGAGAAGUAGUCCUACAUUCUUUUCUUCCCUUAGAUUUGUACAAACUCCCCAAAACUUCCCAACCAAACAGUAUUAAAACUGUGUGCGGAAAAUUGACAUUUGUUGGUGUGCUUUAGCCUCAUUAAUGAAUGCAAUCUGAAUUGUUCUUAACAAUAAAUAUAACAAGGAAAGAGAAAUAAAGACCAGAUACAUCUUUUCCUUCUCAUAAAGGAGCCCAAAGCUCUCUUUGAAAGUAGUCUAGAAUGAUGCACAUGAACCCUCACUGAGGGAUGUUAUUGGUGAAGUUUCCCCCCCAAAGUAUACCAAAUUUGGCACUCUGUAUAGUCAGUACCAGUGUCCUCAAAGGGCUGAAGAUGUAGCUUAAAACCAAAUUGGGUGUCUUUCAGGACAGAAAUGUGCCAUGAAAGGGCAGGUCAAUACAUAAACAAAGCAACCACACAACUUAAGCUACUCCUAAAAUACUUCCUUUUCCCAUACAUCAAUUUCCUUAGUUCCUCUCUGACCGCUGUUCUGCCUAGAGGGUGCCUUUCUCCAGUGGGGGGUCCGCCAUCCCCGGGAUAAGGAACGGACUCUUGGGUCAGGCCCCAAAGGAUCAGGCUGCUUGCGGUCUCUGGAAGCUUCUCGGAGCAUGCCAGUGCCUGACCUCCAGGCCUGAGGGGCAGAAUUCUUGGGGUGAAUUCGUGGCAGCUGAAGGCCCCAUACCCGUCACCCCACCCACUUGACACUUGCUCCCCGAAAGCCGCCUGAGGUGGUGGAGAAGCCCCCUGGCUGCCCUCUGGGGCUCUUCCACGUCUCCCUUGAGGUGCCCAAAUGGGAGGCUUCUGAGGCGAUGAGUUUGCUUCUAGAUUCCGUUAUCAGGGAUUAUUUUACACACCUUUGAUGCAACUGGGUACUACUGUUUAAACUUUCCCUUUUUCUUUUGUAUUGUAGAAACAGACUUGUUUUUUGCCCCCAAAAAAAAGUGCUAUUAUUAAAACAAGAUGUCUGAGUCCCUAUUGGUUUCGGCUGUUUUUUGUUAAAUUUCUUUUUUUUUUAAAGAUAUUUAUUAAGAGUUUACAAGUUACAGAAAAAGCAAGAGAACAAUAAAGAAUUAAACAAAGCAAAACAAUACCUUACAAUACAUAAAAAAAAAUAAAACAAUAAAACAAUACAAUAAAACAACAAAAAACAGAACAAAAACAUUUAAAAACACAUCCAACCUUUCCAUAUCUUUACCUUUCAUAUACUUGUUUCAUCGACCUCCUCACACCUCCCUUUUUGUAUUCUAGUUCAAUUAGCUAUUUCAGCAAGUCCUUUCCAUCUUUCUCAAUUUUCGUUCUAAAAUUUAACUUAAGACAUUCUAACCUUAAAUUUUCCACUUUGGUCCAUUAACAAUCUAUUUUUACUUAAUUCUUUAUAACAUUUCUGCUAAAGCCAUAUAGCUUCAUUCCAGCAUCCUUCUAACAUUCAUUAAUUUUGCAAUAUUUCUGUAAAUAUACUUUAAUUUUUUUCCCAAUCUUCUUCCACCGACUCUUCUCCCUGGUCUCGGAUUCUGCCAAUCAUUUCCGCCAGUUCCAUGUAGUCCAUCAGCUUCAUCUGCCAUUCUUCCCUGGUGGGUAAAUCUUGUGUCUUCCAGUGCUUUGCAAUAAGUAUUCUUGCUGCUGUUGUGGCAUACAUAAAGAAAGUUCUAUCCUUCUUUGGCACCAAUUGGCCUACCAUGCCCAGGAGAAAGGCCUCUGGUUUCUUUACAAAGGUAUAUUUAAAUACCUUUUUCAUUUCAUUAUAGAUCAUCUCCCAGAACGCCUUGAUCUUUGGGCAUGUCCUUUUUCUUUUCUUUUUUUAAAAAACAUUUAUUUCCAUACAAACAAACAAAAACACACUAACACUACAUACCAAGAAAAAAUAAUAGAAACAUUGAACAACAACCUACUUAAACAUACAAAAAAUUAAAAUUACCUACACCCACGUGACUUCCUCUGGCUUUUUUCCUAUAGAGAUUUUGAGCAUCUUUUAAAAUUCCUCAUGAAUACAACCCCCAAAUUUUUAACUCUUCCGCAGGGGGGAAGGGGCAUAUUUAGGGAGAGUUCCAGGGGGCAGGGGGGCAUAUUCGGGGGUGGGCUGAAGGGAGAGGGAGCAGAGGAGGGGGGCAAGGACUGAGGGGGACUCGGGGAGGGGGGAAGGAGGGAGGGGGAUGUCUUCGGGGAAGAUCUCAGGGGGGAUAUUCGUGGAGGGGGGAAGGGGCGAGCGGGGAGGGGGGAAGAGGGGAGGGGGAUAUUUUCAGCAACUUCAGGGGGAGGGGAGAAGGCGGGAGGGAGAUGUAUUGGGGAAGAUCUCAGGGGGGAGGGGGGCAUACUUGGGAAGGGGGGCAGAUUGGGGGAGGGGUUCAGGGGGGAGGGGGGCAGGGAGGGAUGGUCUGGGUCCUGGCGCCUGUAGCAAGACAUCUAUCCGUCUGCAACUGCCUUGGACUUCUCUGGCGUCUCCAGGGACACUGGAACCCAGGCAUUGUGACACAAAUGACUGCAAAUCCCAGGCAACCAAAUGGGGAUCCUCCAAUUUGUGGGUCAAAUUGGUUGUCCAUGAUCAAGUAAAAGAAUAGGGGGCACAUGGGAGGGGGGGCUCUUAAAAAAGUUUUUGCCAUGCUCAUGUUUGCACAUGAAAUGGUGGUUUUCAAUUACUCAGAGCAGACCCAUUUAAAUUAUUCAACAUUACUAAAUUACGGUAGAUCCACUAUUUAAAUGUCUAAUUCUCGUGCUCAUAGUUGGUUAAACACGCUGUGAUGAUGGCAGGUGAUAGAUGCACAAGGUAGCAGCAACAGUACCCCUGGCACAUACUUAGCAAGGUCCUAGUAUGCUCGCUUCUUGCGAAAAUUAUGAAACGUAUCAAAUGUAAAGAAGAAAGGGUAAAAUCAAACCCUUCAAGAGCAGGUAGACUAAUCUGAUGUCUACUGCAUUUGGAUUUUGCCUUUAUUAAAUAACCCCAACGGUUUCCCAUAUGUAAAGGAAUAAAACCUCCUAUUCAGUACAAUAACGUUUUGUUCCUUCAAAACAGUCCUUCAAGGCGUGAUGCCAUAUCCCAUUGCAACUUCAAAUAAAACCCUCUUGAACUUGUCCUGAAGAGUUUGUACUUGGAAGACUGACCAAGUGAUGCCAACUUCAGGAGAGUCUUGUUAGUUGUAGAGAACUUCUUGCUCCUUUUUGUCCAGAGAUCAUUUGCUGUGACAUUUUUGGGUCUUGCUUCAAGUGUGUGGAUUUUCUCUUCUUUGUCUUCCUCCGAUGCUGAGGUCCUCUGCAGUAAUGAGCACAAGGGAAAGAUUAGCAUUAACUACAGGGGCUGUAAUGGGCCCUUUGUUUAUCCUCAUCAGUAGCUAAAACAAGAGAGCUAAUGUGGUGUAGUGCAGGAUUGGGCAACAGUUUUGGCCUGGCAGGUCAAAUCUUGAUCUCCAUAAUGAUGCCAGGUGACUGACAAAUGGGUGAAGCAAGGAACUGAUGCAUAGGGACUUCUUUCUAGCCACAGGCAUGACACCUACCCCACAUCUAACAUCACAUAUUAUGUCAGUUGUGGGGUAGGUGGGUGUGGUUUGGAGAAUACAGCCUUGCAGUUAAAAUGGAGAGUUCUAGCUUACCAAAUCUGACCCACAGGAUAGAGGUUCCCCACUUUUGUUGCAGAGGUUGGCGUGUUGAUCUGGACUCAUGUUCAAAUCCCCACUUAGCUCCCUAGGCAAUAUUGGGCCAGUAGGUAUCUCUCAGUCUAACUUUUACCUCACAGGAUUUUUGUGAAAGUAAAUGGCAGGGGGAAGAACAUGUCUGUCACUUGGAGAUCCUUGGAAGAAGGGCAGAAGAUAAAUGCACUAAAUAAAUAAAAACAGUCUAUCGAAUAUUUCCAUUAUCUUGGAUGACAAACAGUAGGAGAAGAGUUUUCCAUUCUUCCCUUCCAGCCCCUUCUCUCUAUGAACUGGACCCAAAGAUUUUCAUGCUUAAAGUAGACCCUUUGAAAGUGGAAUUUAAAUUAGUCUGGAUCCGGUUUGUAGUAGGCCUGGGUUUAAACUACACAGGUCUUUCACAAUGAUAGCUAGUUGAGCUUUUAUAUCUGACUCCCUCUAGAAACGCCAUUCCAUACUAUACAAAGCUGAACAAUGAUAUAAGCAGCAUAGGGCACCAUGUUUUCAGGAACAGACUUCGCAGCUGGCAUGGCCAGGAUUACUGGUACACUGAAGCAAACGGACUGGCCUGUUACAAGACAUAAGAAAUACACUAGCAACUUCAUUUGCAUUUAGUGGCUGUUUUAGUCAAAGACAGUGUUGAAGAGCACAGGUGCCAUUUAAUAAAAUAAUUACUUAAAUAAUCUCAGAUAUCCCUGUCUUUCUGUCUUCACAACAUGAGGGCUAUUUCCAUUGCUUCAUAUAACAGAAUAAACCAGGGGUUGGCAAACUAUGGCCCCCGGUCGUCUCACGGACUAUUGACCCAUACACCACUAAUCCACUGCCACCAACCAGGUCCUCUCCGGUAAAAUCACUUCAGCUUCAGUCAGGUUCUCAAUUAAUAAAAAAGAGUGUAUUUUAUUUCAGACACAAACAAGCUUUUCCGGCAUUCCAAACAUUACUCUUUACUUUCUUAGUCUUAUUUCCCACUCUCUAUCUCUUCUACCUCCCCUCACUCAAGAACCCACUGCCCUAACUGUCUCUCUAUUACCAACUGCCUACCAACUGCUUCUCCAACUGCCUUUCCCAACCAGCCAACCCACUAAAACCAACCAACUACCCAACAACAACUCCCAACAACAACUCAAACCUCUGGCUAAGCCCUUUUAUACACAGGUAGGCUCUGCCUCCGGCUUUCCUAUUGGUCUAUAUUUUUAACCCUAUCUCUCCCCCCUGUUCAAACAUUUUCUAAAUGAACAGGCAAACGCCACAGCCUGCUUCUUGGGAGAAAAGCAAUGACAAACCUGGACAGCAUCUUAAAAAGCAGAGACAUCACCUUGCCAACAAAGGUCCGUAGAGUUAAAGCUAUGGUUUUCCCAGUAGUGAUGUACGGAAGUGAGAGCUGGACCAUAAAGAAGGCUGAUCGCCGAAGAAUGGAUGCUUUUGAAUUCUGGUGCUGGAGGAGACUCUUGAGAGUCCCAUGGACUGCAAGAAGAUCAAACCUGUCCAUUCUGAAGGAAAUCAGCCCUGAGUGCUCACUGGAAGGACAGAUCCUGAAGCUGAGGCUCCAAGACUUUGGCCCCCUCAUGAGAAGAGAAGACUCCCUGGAAAAGACCCUGAUGUUGGGAAAGAUGGAGGGCACAAGGAGAAGGGGACGACAGAGGACGAGAUGGUUGGCCAGUGUUCUCGAAGCUACCAGCAUGAGGGAGGCAGUGGAAGACAGGAGUGCCUGGCGUGCUCUGGUCCAUGGGGUCACGAAGAGUCGGACACGACUAAACGACUAAACAACAACAAAAGGUGCUGGAAGUUUGAGCUCUGUGAGGUUAAUGCUGUGAACAAACUAUAGUUCCCAGGACUCUUUGGGGGAGACGCUGAUGAUGUGGAUCAGAUAAUAAUAACAAUAACAACAAUAAUAAUAAUACGCUGAAUUAAUACGCCCCAUCGUUCUGCCCGGACACUGAGGUCCAGCUCUGAGGGCCUUCUGGCGGUUCCCUCCCUGCAAGAAGCCAAGUUACAGGGAACCAGGCAGAGGGCCUUCUCGGUGGCAGCACCCGCCCUGUGGAACGCCCUCCCAUCAGAUGUCAAGGAAAUAAGCAACUAUCCUACUUUUAAAAGAAGGCAGCCCUGUUUAGGGAAGUUUUUAAUGUUUGAUUGGGAGCUGCCCUGAGUGGCUGGGGAAACCCAGCCAGAUGGGCAGGGUAUGAAUAAUAAAUUAUUACUAUUUAUUAUUAUUAUUAUUAUUAUUAUUUAUUAUCUGAUCUGUAAGUUCAGUUCUGUGUUGCAUGGAUGAAGGGUGGCAUAUAUUCAUAAAAUUUUACACCACUUAGUGGUAACCCCCCCCCAAAUGGUUUAUGAAAAGAUAAAGCAAGAAAAAAGUUCACAACCAUACUUUAAAACAUAUUUAAGUUAAAACACUAAAACAGUUUAAAAUUACCUCAAAAUAUGAAGUCCCUUGGCUGAAAUGCAGAGCUGGCCAGCUGUGAUAUUUUUAGGGUCAGCGCGAAUCUGCUUCAGGGGCUGGAAAUGUAUUUUGCCCAACCAGGGGUGCUCAGGUUGUGGGGAAUUGUUGGCACCACCUAAAGGUAAGAGCUUUUUGCACAUGGCGCACAUGCAUUUGGGCCGCUUGGGGCUUGGCACAUCACAAAGAGCAAUGUGACAUUGAAGUGUUUAGUGUUUCUUAUCUCUUAAAAAUCACAAAGAUGUUUCUUAGGAGUGGGAAUGUUUUCUGCCACAUUUUGAUUAAAAGCUGUCUGCCAGUUGCUAGAUAAAAUUACUUUGUGGCCACUUGGCUGUCCCUGCAAUAUGAUCUGAAUUUUGCCCUUCUACCUAUUAGCAGGUGUGACUUCAGAACAUGUUCCGGCUACAUCCAAGAACAGCAAGCCCCGAACCCUUGUUUCCUCCGCACCCAGCUUCCCACCACCUAGGAAGGUGGGAAACUCUCCUCAUUUGGAGGUUCAUUAA
Messenger RNA from Podarcis lilfordi (Lilford's wall lizard), 15224 nucleotides. Lineage: Eukaryota; Metazoa; Chordata; Lepidosauria; Squamata; Lacertidae. The record is from the annotation of a GenBank genome assembly.